Bipolaris sorokiniana ND90Pr is the source of this 697-nucleotide messenger RNA. RefSeq lists its product as uncharacterized. The transcript has 3 exons. The coding region runs from base 123 to 437 and encodes 104 amino acids. The record is from RefSeq and is a predicted model, not a curated record. NCBI's taxonomy places the organism in Eukaryota, Fungi, Ascomycota, Dothideomycetes, Pleosporales, Pleosporaceae.
UGUAUCAAACUUUCCUUCCCCCACACUCUGUCCAUCCUCUUGUUCACAAAGCAUUGUUCCUCUUCUUGCCCUUUUUCACGUGCCUCUUAUCACGCCUGUUCCAACUGAUACGUCUGCCUACAAUGACGAGCCCGGAUUCGUGGUCACAACGUCUUCGAGAGCAUUGCCUGGUCCGCGGUAUACCAGAGCCAACUUAUACGGAUCUUUCGGAUCGCCGAGGAGGCCGAACUGCAUGGACCACCAUGGUCUCUGUCAGUGGUACCAAUUACCAGGCUCGCUUCUGGUACGAUGGCGACUAUCUUUCUCAGGCAAAAGAAGACUGCUCCGAGGUUGCACUGAGGACUAUUACUGGAUAUGUGAAUUCUGCGCAGACGCCGCCGCCAGCAAGCCACUAUCGUAGCUUGGGCACGCAGAUGAACCAGAGUAUUACUUCUUGAAUGAGUGGCCGUGUCUCUCGCCUGGUCUAUGUUUGCUCGAACUCGUUGAAAUUGGCGCGAGAGAUGGCGUCGAGUUGAUGGGAAUCAGGAAUUCAAACGCUCCAUUCACGAUUCUUCGUGAUCGGCAACAGUCACUCCUUUUUUUUAGUUGUUUUUGUUGUUAUCAUUGGAAAGCUGGUGGUCAUAGUGGCUUAUCGACGUUGUUAACUUGGUUUUGCUUAGGUUAAGGUAGGGAGGGGGAAACGGGAUAUGGGGCAAUG